AUUGCACUAGAUGAAUUGAGUGACUAAUUAAACUUUCAUUUCAUUAGUGAAAAUACAAUUUCUACCAUCUAAUCCAUUUCUAAUUUUUUAUUUUUUCCUAAAAUAAAAGGCAUCUCAAAUUUAUCGCAAACACUAUAUUAUUUGCUUUCUUGCAACUACUUUUAUCCUUCAUAUGCUAUCUCUACCUUUCUCUGUCCGUAUUUAUUGGAAUAACAUUAAUUACGCUUCAAUCUCCUAUCACUACUUCCUUACGAGGAUUUUUCAUUUCAUUUGUCUUCCUCUUUUCCUCAAAUAAUGUCUAAUACUAAAACGAUUACUUGUAAUAAUAUCGUAAAAAUCACUACAAUAUUGAUAAUCGUGAACUUUAUAACAUUAGUUCAUGGUGCAUCAAAAGUACCUUGCUAUUUUAUUUUUGGUGAUUCAUUACUUGAUAAUGGGAAUAAUAACAACCUAAAUACACAAGCAAAGGCUAAUUAUCCACCUUAUGGCAUCGAUUUCCCCAAUGGACCUACUGGACGAUUCACAAAUGGACGCAAUAUGGCUGAUAUUCUUGGGCAACUAUUAGAAUUUGAUAACUACAUUCCACCUUUUGCAAGUGCAACUGGUAAGGAGAUCUUGCAAGGUGUAAACUAUGCCUCUGGUUCAGCAGGAAUUCGUAACGAGACGGGAAGUCAUCUCGGCAAUCGCAUAUAUUUGGAUUUGCAACUUCAAAACCAUCACAACACAAUUUUAAGAAUGGUGGAUUUAGUGGGCAAUAGAGCUGCAACCAACGCACACUUGAACACAUGUUUGUACAUUGUUGGAAUAGGUAGCAAUGACUACAUCAACAACUACCUUGCACCCAAACAUUACUCAACAAAUAGUUUGUACACACCAAGUCAAUAUGCAACAUUAUUGGUACAACAAUAUGGUCAACAACUAAAGACUUUAUAUGAAGAUGGAGCAAGGAAAAUAGCCCUAUUUGGAUUGCCCCAAAUAGGUUGCAUUCCUCAAGAGUUACAAAAACACAAUACAAGAAAGUGUGUGGAUUCAACAAAUGAAGCAAUUCAACUAUUCAAUGAGAAGCUCAAGUCUCUUGUAACUGAUCUGAAUACCAACUUCCCACAAGCAAAAUUCACCUAUAUAAAUAUGUAUAGCAUUUCAUCACUUAUGAGUACGUACAUCAAUCUAAAGUUUUAUUUUUCUCCAUUGUAUAGAAAAUCUCGGAACCUAAGUGUUGUUAUAGAGACGUUUGACUAUAUAAAGAACUACUCUUUAAUCUAUAAAUUCAAUUUUAUUUGUUUUGCAGGUACUCUUAGUUUCUUGAAUUAUCCGUGCUGCAAAAUUUCGACUACAACGGCUGAAGGACAAUGUGUUUCUGGACAAGCUCCAUGCCACCUAAGGGCAGCACAUGUGUUUUGGGAUAAUUUUCAUCCUACAGAGAAUGGAAAUAUAAUUGCUGUUAUGAGAGCAUACAAUGCUUUUCUACCUUCAGAUAGUUAUCCUAUGGAUAUUAGUCAUUUGAUUGAGAGUGGAUAAUAGCCAAUCUGAAGUUUAUUGUUAGUACAAAUAGAUUUAUGGUUUAGUCCUGGUUGUUUAAUGGAAAUAGCUAGCCUAUCUAGGUAAGGUUGUGUAUACAUCACCUCUCGUGAAAAAGAACUGCACUGAGUAUGUUGUUGUCUUUUAGAUUUUUUUGAAGGUUGUAAUGAUCUGUAUGUAAACGAGUUGUUCUCCCAUUUUGAGCUACAACUAAUGGAAUAUGUAAAUGAGUUGUUGAUGACUA
Solanum lycopersicum (tomato) is the source of this 1762-nucleotide messenger RNA. NCBI's taxonomy places the organism in Eukaryota, Viridiplantae, Streptophyta, Magnoliopsida, Solanales, Solanaceae. The record is from RefSeq and is a predicted model, not a curated record.